This is a messenger RNA of Salvia hispanica, 1246 nucleotides long. RefSeq lists its product as uncharacterized. The record is from RefSeq and is a predicted model, not a curated record. Gene Ontology annotation, molecular function: protein binding. NCBI's taxonomy places the organism in Eukaryota, Viridiplantae, Streptophyta, Magnoliopsida, Lamiales, Lamiaceae.
ACUCUCACAUGCAAACCUGUGCCACAGACCUCAACUUCUAGAGAGAGAGAGAAGAGAUAGAGUUAAUGGCCACCGCCGGCGCCUUCUCCGCCAUCCUCCUCCUCUCUCUAACCCUCCCCUCCAACGCCUGCCUCCCCGCCGACCGCGCCGCCCUCCUGGCCUUCAAAUCCACCCUGAUCGAGCGCCACCUCGGCAUCUUCCGCACGUGGCGCGGCACCGACUGCUGCCGGCGCUGGUACGGCGUCAGCUGCGACCCCGAGAGCCACCGCGUGGCCGACAUCAACCUCCGCGGCGAAUCGGAGGAUCCUAUCUUGGAAAAGGCCAACCGCACCGGCUACAUGAUCGGCCACAUCUCCCCCGCCGUCUGCCGCCUCACGCGCCUCUCCAGCCUCACAAUCGCCGACUGGAAGGGCAUCUCCGGCCCCAUCCCCUCCUGCAUCACCUCCCUCCCCUUCCUCCGCAUCCUCGACCUCGUCGGCAACAAGUUCACCGGCCCCAUCCCCGCCGACAUCGGCCGCCUCACCCGCCUCACCGUCCUCAACGUCGCCGAUAACCAGAUCUCCGGCUCCAUCCCCCGCUCCCUCACCAAUCUCUCCUCCCUCAUGCACCUCGACAUCCGCAGCAACCACAUCUCCGGCUCGAUUCCGAGAGAUUUCGGAAAACUGAGAAUGCUCAGCCGCGCAUUGCUCAGCAAAAACAAGCUCACCGGCGCAAUUCCGGCCUCGAUCUCCUACAUCUACCGCCUCUCAGAUCUGGAUCUGUCUCUCAACCAGCUCUCCGGCCCCAUCCCCGCAUCGCUCGGCAAAAUGGCGGUUCUCGCAACUCUAAAUCUGGACGGCAACAAAAUGUCCGGCCAGAUUCCGACGACGCUGAUCAAUUCGGGAAUUAGCAUACUGAAUCUGAGCAGGAACGCGCUGGAAGGCUACAUUCCGGAUGCGUUCGGGCCGAGAUCGUACUUCACGGUGCUGGAUUUGUCGUACAACAAUCUGAGAGGGAGGAUUCCGAAAUCGAUAUCGACGGCGACGUUCGUCGGGCACCUCGACGUCAGCCAUAACCACCUCUGUGGGCCCAUACCGGUGGGAGCUCCGUUUGAUCACCUCGAAGCGUCGUCGUUUACCUACAAUGAUUGCCUAUGCGGGAAGCCGCUUCGAGCUUGCUAGUUUUGAAUUAUGUUUGUGUCGCCUUAUCUUGUUUCAUUAUUAUUGUAUUAUUUAAAUAUAUAUAUAUAAUAAGUGUAUAUUUCUAA